Messenger RNA from Drosophila innubila, 1663 nucleotides. It is a transcript of the gene Hakai, whose product is annotated as E3 ubiquitin-protein ligase Hakai. The coding region runs from base 91 to 1455 and encodes 454 amino acids. Gene Ontology annotation, biological process: regulation of cell adhesion; protein ubiquitination. Lineage: Eukaryota; Metazoa; Arthropoda; Insecta; Diptera; Drosophilidae. The transcript has 3 exons. The record is from RefSeq and is a predicted model, not a curated record. Gene Ontology annotation, molecular function: ubiquitin protein ligase activity.
ACGAUUCCAUAUUAAGAAGCCAGAGGCAGCAGACGCAGAAAGAAUAACAAAAGUGAAAAAUAUAUAUUUUUGUCUUUAUAUAAACGUUAAAUGGAUACUGAUGAGGUAAAGCGCGGUCGUGGACGUGGUCGAGGCUCACGGGCACGUGGUCGUGGACGCGGUCGUGGCCGGGGCCGUGGAAAGAAAAUUGAUGACACUAGCAGUACAAUGGAAACAUAUGAAAGUGGCGUUGGCGUUGCUCUCGUCGUGGCAUCCAGCAAUGGAGGAGCACUGGACGAUAGUCUAACGAGCCUGGAGUGUGCAGCGGAUGUUGUAAUGCAAGAAGUCGACAAGGAGAAUGAGAUUGAGACGCCAACAACAGUAGCCGAGGAACAAGCGACACCCAUGGAAAAUAUGACGCCGCCGCAAACGCUACCACCGCCUCAGCAGGUAGCACCGCCGCCGUCAGUGUUGGCUCAAACAAUUGAUAUGGAAGCAGACAUCUCACAGUUGGAGGCGCCAACGUUCACCACAUUAUCGCGGGGUCCGCCCGAGCCAAUGUUGCGCCUGAAGUGGAACCACAAAGUCAGCCUCAUUGGUGAGAAGGUGCUGAAUCCCAUGAUUCACUGUUGCGACCAGUGUGACAAGCCUAUACUCGUCUAUGGCCGCAUGAUACCCUGCAAGCAUGUAUUCUGCCUCAAAUGCGCCCGCGCCGAGCCAAUCAAGACAUGUCCACGCUGUAGCGAUAAAGUGUUGCGCGUCGAGCAGUCUGGCUUGGGCACAGUCUUCAUGUGCACACAUGGAGGCAGUCGCUACGGAAGUACCGGGUGUCGUCGCACCUAUUUAUCACAACGCGAUCUGCAGGCGCAUAUCAAUCACAGGCAUGUGGCGCCACCGCCGUUGACAACAGCCUCGGGUGUCGAAUCGAAGGUGACGGAGAUGAGCGGCCUGGAGUUGCAUAAGCAGCGCAAGCUCUCCGAGUCCUCAGCCGCCUCCUCUGUUGCAGCUGCCCUUCUGCAGCAACGCUCUACGGCACGCGGUUCGGUCAGUGGCAUUGGCUCUAUACCUCCACCGGGAUCUGCCGAUCGAACCAACAACCACACGCAUUCAUCACUUACACAGGCAAAUCUGGCACGCAUUAACAAUGCGAAUGCCCAGGAGUGUCAUCAGGGCAAGGCAUCGUUGCACCAGACCCUAAAGAAGGGCACACACAAGUCGGAGUCGGUGGCAGAUGCCUCGUACUAUAGCAGCGUGUUAGCCUCUUUUGGCGGAAAUCCAGGUACAGCAACAGCCGGCCCGCCGACCGGCUCGAGUGGUACAGCUGGCGGUGCUGGUGCGAGUGGUAUCGGAUCAGCGGCCGGAGCAGGUAGUAAUCCUAAUGCAGGUAAUGCCGCUCAGUUGACAGGCGGCUAUGAGACAAGCAAUGCGGCAAGCGGCGGAAGCAGCAACUGGCAGUCAUCGCAAUAUUAUAGAUAAAAAUGGAAGAAGAAACAACCUAAACUUUUUACGCAUGGUUUACGUAAUUUUAUUUUGUACAAAUAAAAAAAUUGUAUAAAAUGAAUCUUAUGUAUGCAAAUAUAUCGUUAUUCGAAUAUCAAUUUAAAAUGCGCGAAACUGCCGAUACCGAUAAGAUCGAUAUCAUUGUGAACGACUGAAAAAUGGUUACCCUAAAUACAACAACUUU